AUAAAAGAUGCCAUUUUCGAAGGAGUCGGUCUACUGCGCGGUCAUAAGCUUGCAUUCUACGAUCAUACACAACGUUGGAUGGGUGCAGUGGCAUCCGUAGAGAGAAGUACAUCAGAGAAUGAUGAGGUUUGGGGAUGUGUUUGGAGGGUUUCUGAUUCGUACGCUUCUGAGCUGGACAAGCAAGAACGAGGAUAUCACCGACUCACCGUUGAAGUCGAGAUGAACGGAGUGCCACUAGAGUGUCGUACCUAUCAAUAUUCGAAUCCAAGUCGUAAAUCAUCUCUACCAUCACCUCAUUACAAACAAGUUAUUGUCAGUGGAGCCAUACAACAUUCUUUACCGAUCGAGUAUAUUGACAAACUGAAACUGAUUGAAGAUAACGGUUUUGUUGGUAAAAUUAAUAUGGAUUUAGAUGCCAUCAAACAUUUGAAUUAUACACUUAAUAGCGACAAU
This is a messenger RNA of Anisakis simplex (herring worm), 453 nucleotides long. Lineage: Eukaryota; Metazoa; Nematoda; Chromadorea; Rhabditida; Anisakidae. The record is from the annotation of a GenBank genome assembly.